This is a messenger RNA of Sinocyclocheilus grahami, 1893 nucleotides long. RefSeq names its product homeodomain-interacting protein kinase 1-like. Gene Ontology annotation, biological process: intrinsic apoptotic signaling pathway in response to DNA damage by p53 class mediator; smoothened signaling pathway; peptidyl-serine phosphorylation. NCBI's taxonomy places the organism in Eukaryota, Metazoa, Chordata, Actinopteri, Cypriniformes, Cyprinidae. Bases 337 to 1893 code for a protein of 518 amino acids. Gene Ontology annotation, cellular component: cytoplasm; nucleus; PML body. Gene Ontology annotation, molecular function: protein tyrosine kinase activity; protein serine/threonine kinase activity. The record is from RefSeq and is a predicted model, not a curated record. The transcript has 8 exons.
GCGCAUGCGCAGUCCUGAGCCUGUGGACAGGAAGCCUGACAGAAGCAGCUGAUACUCAGGCUUUGGGUGUUCUGGGCAGCACAACAGCCGCUUUCUGCCUGGGUUUUAAACGGGGCUUUUUAAGUACAAGGACAGAAACCGACGAUUUUAUGAGCAGCGUGCCCAGUCACCCCGCACAGCGACUGAUGGAGCUGUAUUUUUAUACCGGUCGCUGUUUAUUUUCGAGUUAACUGCAGGGCCGGAGCUGCUCAGUAACAAUGCAGGCCUAGAAUCCAGAUCUGAGGGAUUUAAAGCUCUCCUCUGCCCCAGACGCCAGGAUCAACAACACGCUCAGGCAUGGCUUCACAGCUGCAGGUUUUCUCCCCUCCGUCUGUGUCUUCCAGUGCCUUCUGCAGGGUGAAAAAAAUGAAAGUGGAGAGCUGUGCUUGGGAUGCUUCCAAUGAAGCGUACAGUUCUGUGGGCCAGUACAGCUUCAACCCUGCUGCGGUCCUCCCUUUCAGCUCCUCCGGCCUGGUCUUCCCCCCAGCGUCCCGGGGCCAGGUGGUGGUCCGUGCUGCAGACAGCACCGGGAGCCUCCCGCGGGGGUCCAGUCGCAGAACAUCCCACAGGGCCCACCACACGGAGUCCCACUCCUCCCGCGGGCACAGGUACGGCGUGAAGAGGAAGAAUGAGGUGGUGGAGAGCUCCGGAGGAGGCGGAAGCGGCAGCGUUCAGAUUCUGGAGGAGCUCUCUGCUCCUGCUUUCUCCGCACGUACGGGAGGAGCGGGGACCACCGCCCAGUCCAUCCCCCACUCGGCCCCCACCACCAAAAGCAGCAGCUCCAACGGGGAAGGGGACUACCAGCUGGUCCAGCACGAGAUCCUCUGCUCCGUCUCCAACAGCUACGAAGUUCUUGAGUUUCUCGGUCGGGGUACGUUUGGGCAGGUGGCCAAGUGCUGGAAAAGAGGAACUAAUGAGAUUGUGGCCAUCAAGAUCCUGAAGAACCAUCCGUCAUAUGCACGUCAGGGACAGAUCGAGGCUUCCCCAUCCUUGAAAAACCCUCUGAAAAAUUUGUACAGACACUCUUUUGUUUUUUUUCUUGAAGGGCUUCCGUCUUCUAGUAAAUCCUCUAGCUAUCCUGUCAGGAUGGAGAACAGUGUUCCUGUUGUCCAGCAGAACCAGAACACGCAACCCCUUCAGAUUCAACCCAGCAUGCUGACACAGGGCUCCUGUACGCCUCUGAUGGUGGCCACGCUGCACCCCCACACAGCGGGAGUGGCAUCCCAGUACCCGCUGCCCCUGGCACUGGGCUGUGGGGCAGGAAGGCCUGCCCUACUGGAGCAGACAGCCACAGUGCUGCAGGCCUGGCCAGCGGGAACCCAGCAGAUCCUCAUACCCUCCACGUGGCAGCAGGUGCCUGGCAUGACCAUCCACAACUCCAGCCACCAGCCCGUAGUGACCGACCCGCCUCUGGAGACCCUACUCUCCGAGAACUCUACACAGCAAACUUCAAGCUGGAGGGCUUCUCAGAGCGGUCAGCACAAUGGCGUCGUCCAGCAGAACCCUCACAUCCUCGGCGGCCUCAAUCUUACUCAGUCUCUCAGUCGAGGAACGUCCACAGUCACACGGUCUCAGAACAAGAGGAGCAGGGUCUGUUGUGACACUGGCAGCAGCAGUGCUCUGGUGGGCUCUCAGGCAUUCAGUGCUAUUCUCACUCAGCCCAUCAUUAUCUCCGACACCCCGAGUCCUGCUGUCAGUGUCAUCACCAUACACAGUGACUCUGAAGAUGAGGACGAGAGGAAGUUCCACCCUGCUAGGACUAAUGUGAUCAGUUUUUUUGACAUUAAGUGUGCUUUAUUUGCAGCAUUUCUGAGUAGUCUGCUUUUCAAACUAGAGAACACCAAAUAUGUCUGA